This is a messenger RNA of Staurois parvus, 254 nucleotides long. NCBI's taxonomy places the organism in Eukaryota, Metazoa, Chordata, Amphibia, Anura, Ranidae. The record is from the annotation of a GenBank genome assembly.
CUCCUCUGGCUUCCUGGAGUCUAUGGCUGUCUUCUGGAGCUGGGUUGGAUCAAAGUCAAGUCAUACAGUACUGAGCAGGGGCGGACUGACAACUCAUGGGGCCCCCGGGCAAUAGGGGAUCAUGGGGCCCCCGUGUCCUUGCCCAAACUCAAAAAAGCCUAUGAAAAAUUUACUGGGGCAUCUCAUGAGGCCCCCUACUGACCCCGGGCCCUUGGGCAGUGCCCGAGUUUCCAAAUGGUCAGUCCGCCCCUGGU